Molecule: messenger RNA, 2988 nt
Organism: Rangifer tarandus platyrhynchus (Svalbard reindeer)
Lineage: Eukaryota; Metazoa; Chordata; Mammalia; Artiodactyla; Cervidae
Source: the annotation of a GenBank genome assembly
AUGGCCUUGGUGUUUCAGUUCGGGCAGCCUGUGAGGGCCCAGCCUCUGCCAGGACUCUGCCCAGGCAGGCUCAUUCGGACAAGCUCAUGUGACGUGUGCAACAGCACCGACCUUCCGGAAGUCGAGAUCAUCAGCCUGCUGGAGGAGCAGCUGCCCCAUUACAAGCUGAGAGCCGACACCAUCUAUGGUUAUGACCACGACGACUGGCUUCACACCCCGCUCAUUUCUCCAGAUGUCAACAUUGACCUCACGACCGAGCAGAUUGAGGAGACGCUGAAGUACUUCAUUUUAUGUGCUGAACGAGUUGGCCAGAUGACUAAAACAUAUAAUGACAUAGAUGCUGUAACUCGGCUUCUUGAGGAGAAAGAGCGGGAUCUAGAGUUGGCUGCUCGGAUUGGCCAGUCGUUGCUGAAGAAGAACAAGACUCUAACCGAGAGGAACGAGCUGCUGGAGGAGCAGGUGGAGCAUAUCAGGGAGGAGGUGUCACAGCUCCGGCAUGAACUGUCCAUGAAGGAUGAGUUGCUUCAGUUCUACACCAGCGCCGCGGAGGAGAGUGAGCCGGAAUCUGUGUGCUCCACCCCGUUGAAGAGGAACGAGUCGUCCUCCUCCGUCCAGAAUUACUUCCAUCUGGAUUCUCUGCAGAAGAAGCUGAAGGACCUUGAAGAGGAGAACGUUGUACUUCGAUCCGAGGCCUGCCAGCUAAAGACGGAGACCAUCACCUAUGAAGAAAAAGAGCAGCAGCUGGUCAACGACUGUGUGAAGGAGCUGAGGGACGCCAACGUGCAGAUUGCCAGCAUCUCUGAGGAACUGGCCAAGAAGACAGAGGAUGCUGCUCGCCAGCAGGAAGAGAUCACACACCUCCUCUCCCAAAUAGUUGAUUUGCAGAAGAAGGCGAAAGCUUGUGCAGUGGAAAAUGAAGAACUCGUCCAGCACCUGGGGGCUGCCAAGGAUGCUCAGCGGCAGCUCACGGCCGAGCUGCGCGAGCUGGAGGACAAGUAUGCGGAGUGCAUGGAGAUGCUCCACGAGGCGCAGGAGGAGCUCAAGAACCUCCGGAACAAGACCAUGCCCAACACCACGUCCCGGCGCUACCACUCGCUGGGCCUGUUUCCCAUGGACUCCUUGGCGGCAGAGAUCGAGGGAACCAUGCGCAAGGAACUGCAGCUGGAAGAGUCGGAGUCGCCAGACAUUGCUCACCAGAAACGCGUCUUUGAGACGGUGAGGAACAUCAACCAGGUCGUCAAGCAGAGGUCUCUGACCCCGUCCCCCAUGAACAUCCCUGGCUCCAACCAGUCUUCCGCCAUGAACUCCCUCCUGUCCAGCUGCGUCAGCACCCCCCGGUCCAGCUUCUACGGCAGCGACGUUGGCAACGUGGUCUUAGACAACAAGACCAACAGCAUCAUCCUGGAAGCAGAGUCAGCCGAGCUGGGAAACGAGGAGCGGAGUAAGAAGCCUGGCACGCCGGGCACCCCGGGCUCCCACGACCUGGAGACGGCGCUGCGGCGGCUGUCCCUCCGCCGGGAGAACUACCUCUCGGAGAGGAGGUUCUUCGAGGAGGAGCAGGAGCGGAAGCUCAGGGAGCUGGCGGAGAAGGGCGAGCUGCUCAGCGGCUCCCUGACGCCCACCGAGAGCAUCAUGUCCCUGGGCACGCACUCGCGCUUCUCCGAGCUCACCGGCUUCUCCGGCAUGUCUUUCAGCAGCCGCUCCUACCUGCCCGAGAAGCUUCAGAUCGUCAAGCCGCUGGAAGGUUCUGCCACCCUUCACCACUGGCAGCAGUUGGCCCAGCCUCACCUCGGGGGCAUUCUGGACCCCCGGCCUGGUGUGGUCACCAAGGGCUUCAGGACGCUGGAUGUUGACCUGGACGAAGUGUACUGCCUUAACGACUUUGAAGAAGACGACACAGGUGACCACAUUUCCCUCCCGGGCCUAGCUACCUCCACGCCAGUUCAGCACCCAGAGACCUCAGGUGAGAGGUCCCGAGCACGUGUGACUGUCUCAGGCAGCAGAAGUUACCCAAGCCGGCCUCAGGCUUUCCCCGAGGAGAUGCAGGAGCCGCCAGCGGCCGAGGAGGAGGAGGAGGAGGGGUCUGCCCACCACCCUGGGAAGUGCAUGUCACAGACCAACUCCACCUUCACCUUCACCACCUGUCGCAUCCUGCAUCCUUCAGACGAGCUCACGCGGGUCACACCAAGCCUUAACUCGGCCCCGACUCCGGCUUGUGGCAGUGCCAGCCACUUGAAAUCCACACCAGUGGCCACACCAUGCACUCCCCGGAGGCUGAGCCUGGCCGAGUCCUUCACUAACGUCCGUGAGUCCACGACCACCAUGAGCACGUCCCUGGGGCUGGUGUGGCUGCUGAAGGAGCGGGGCAUUUCUGCGGCUGUGUAUGACCCCCAGAGCUGGGACAGGGCCGGUCGGGGCACACUUCUGCACUCCUAUACUCCCAGGAUGGCCGUGAUCCCCUCCACACCACCCAACUCACCUAUGCAGACGCCCACAUCUUCUCCACCUUCCUUCGAGUUCAAGUGCACAAGCCCUCCCUACGACAACUUCCUGGCUUCCAAGCCAGCCAGCUCCAUCCUGAGGGAGGUGAGGGAGAAGAAGGCGGUCCGGAGCAGUGAAAGCCAGACCGAUGUGUCUGUCUCCAACCUCAACCUCGUGGACAAAGUCAGGAGGUUUGGCGUGGCCAAAGUGGUGAACUCAGGGCGAGCCCACGUCCCCGCCUUGACUGAGGACCAGGGACCUCUUCUCUGUGGGCCCCCAGGCCCUGCACAGGCCCUCGUCCCCAGAGGCCUGGUACCCGAAGGCCUGCCCCUCGGAUGCCCCACCGUCACGAGUGCCAUCGGUGGGCUCCAGCUCAACAGUGGCAUCCGACGAAACCGCAGCUUCCCCACCAUGGUUGGAUCCAGCAUGCAGAUGAAAGCCCCUGUGACACUCACCUCAGGCAUCUUGAUGGGUGCUAAGCUCCCCAAACAAACUAGCUUACGGUGA